Neopsephotus bourkii (Bourke's parrot) is the source of this 664-nucleotide messenger RNA. It is a transcript of the gene SNX31, whose product is annotated as sorting nexin 31. The record is from RefSeq and is a predicted model, not a curated record. Bases 259 to 537 code for a protein of 92 amino acids. NCBI's taxonomy places the organism in Eukaryota, Metazoa, Chordata, Aves, Psittaciformes, Psittacidae. The transcript is spliced from 6 exons.
GCGGCUCGGGCCGGGCGCGGUGUGCCGGCGGUGUGCUUGCAGGCGUACUCGGUGUGUCUGGAGGGCUUCCUGCUCGGCAAGGCGCGGUACAGCCAGCUCCGCCGGUGGGACACGCAGGGAGGAUGUGCCUGGUCAUCUCAGUGAUGGGCUGUUAGAAAGGCAGAGCUGCUGCUUGUGUGGCACCCGUGUUUGCAGGGUGAAAUCCAGCAACAAAUGAGAAGCAAAUCCGAAGAAAGCCAAGAGAUGUGACAGAAGGGUAUGGAUACAUUUAAGAUCCAAACCCAGAGAGCUUUUUUGGAUGUUUACCUUGCUGAUGGCAGCAAUAUUAGACUUGAGAUCCAGACAUCAGACACUGCAGAAAGAAUAUUAGAGGCCCUUUUGCUCAGUAGCUGCUUGAAGAAAAUGGUAUUAGAGCAGAUGAUAAAGGCAGCCAAAGAAGGCCAAGAAACUGAGAUGAAGAUGCCUGAAUCCAUGAUAAAUAGUAAGAAAUCCAGCAUCCAACAAAAGCAGGUAGUUCAUUUGGGUUUUAUUGGUUAGGCCAAAUGAAGAUGACUGUAUUUGAGAAAAUAGGAGAAGAGAACCUGCAAUAAUUUAUUUUGGAUAACUUCUUUCAAAAUUAAUUGUCUGGGAAUAAUAAAGCUAUUGUUGAAACUUUGAACUAUAA